Molecule: messenger RNA, 792 nt
Organism: Eruca vesicaria subsp. sativa (arugula)
Lineage: Eukaryota; Viridiplantae; Streptophyta; Magnoliopsida; Brassicales; Brassicaceae
Source: the annotation of a GenBank genome assembly
GAAGAAUAAUAGAGAAAAAUGAAGCACUAUGUGCUAGUUCACGGUGGCUGCCAUGGCGCGUGGUGCUGGUACAAGGUCAAGCCAGUGCUGGAAGCUUCAGGACACCGUGUGACUGUUGUGGAUCUGACUGCUUCUGGUGUCAACAUGAGCAGAGUGGGAGAGAUUCAGUCUCUUGAGGAUUACACCAAACCAUUGCUUAAGGUUCUUGAGUCGUUUGGCUCAGAUGAUAAGGCCAUCCUAGUCGCGCAUAGCCUUGGAGGACCAUCGGUUGGUCUUGCAGCAGACAUGUUUCCUAGUAAGAUCUCUGUUGCUGUUUUUGUUACGUCCUUCAUGCCGGACAUAACAAAUCCACCUUCUUACCCUUUCGAAAAGUAUCUGGAGAGUAUUACGGAAGAAGAAAGUUCAAACAUGGAGUUUAGGACAUACGGAACACAUGAACUUCCUCUAACGUCUGUACUUCUUGGAACCAAGUUUUUGGCCAAGUACAUGUACCAACAUUCACCUAUACAAGAUUUUGAACUGGCGAAAAUGUUGGUGAGAGUUGGACCGGCGGUUACCAGUAAUCUGACGGGGGCAAAAAGCUUAACCAAAGAAGGGUAUGGUUCGGUUACUCGUGUGUAUGUUAUAUGUGGGGAGGACAAGGCUUUAACCAAAGAAUUUCAGCAAUGGAUUAUUGAGAAUUUUCCGGUUAAAGAGGUGAUGGAGAUCAAAGAUGCAGACCAUAUGCCAAUGUUCUCCAAGCCACUUGAGCUCUGUGACCGUCUACUUAAAAUUGCUGAUAAAUAUGCUUAA